AUGGCGAGCGGCGGCCAUAUGCAUAACUUCACCACCCUCAUCAAGCGGCUCGAGGCUGCCACCUCACGCUUGGAGGACAUGGCGAUGUCUUUAGAUGACUCCAACGCCUCUAAUUCGGCCGGUACUCCUGCUGCUUCUCCCGCAGUCCCCGAAACUCCCAAGUCUGCACCUCCCCCACCUGCUUCACCAGCUGCAGCUCCAACGCCCCCGCAGAUCCAAGACUUUGAUGCCUUGAUCCAGGGUGAUGUCCAGAACUUCGUAAAGCUGAGCGAGAAGAUCGGCGGAUUGGUUGCAGAGCAGUCCAAAGCAGUUCUGCAGGCCUUCCAGGCCGAGCGCACGUUCCUUUAUGUCUCGACCAAAGCCAAGAAGCCCGCGAACCCACCUCCGGAGCUCAUGACGGACCUCCACAAGGCGUCGGACAGCAUAAACAAUAUCCGGGAAUCCAACCGACAUUCCCCUCUCUUCACCCAUCUGAGCGCAGUCGCGGAGGGUAUUGUCGCGCUGGGUUGGUUCUUCGAGCCUAAGCCUGCGGACUUUGUGGCCGAUAUGCUCGCCAGUGUCGAGUACUACGGCAACAAGAUUCUGAAAGAAUACAAGGAAAAGGACCGAACACACAUCCAAUACAUUCAAGCAUACUACCAAAUCUUCAAGGCCCUCGGCGCCUUCUUGCAGAAGCACUACCCUAAGGGCCUGACUUGGAACAAUGAGUCUGGCGUUGAUGCCCUGGAGGCGUUGAAGCAGGUCAAGAGCGGCCCAGCUUCCUCGCCCGCUGUGCCAUCUCUCAACGUUCCCGGUGGUGGCGCUCCUCCCCCACCUCCUCCCCCAGGCAUUCCUCCAGCCCCUGCCCCAUCUGCACCGGCGCCCGAUAUGUCCGCCGUGUUCGACCAGCUUAACCAGGGUGAGCAGAUCACCUCUGGCUUGCGCAAGGUAGACAAGUCGGAGAUGACGCACAAGAAUCCCAGCCUGCGUGCCGGAUCGACAGCACCUGGCUCCAGCGCCGGCAGGGGCAAGUCACCCGCGCCCAGCAAGAAGCCUAAGCCUGAGAGCAUGCGGACCAAGAAGCCCCCGCGCAAGGACCUCGAGGGCAACAAGUGGUUGGUCGAGAACUUCGAGGCACCGGAGGGUAUCAUCGAAAUCGACGCGGCGCAGAACCAGUCGAUCCUGAUAUCACGCUGCAACAAGACGAUUGUCAAGGUCAACGGCAAGGCGAACGCCAUCGCCAUCGACAACUGCAAUGGUCUCUCCCUCAUCGUAGACUCGCUUGUGAGCAGUCUCGAUAUUAUCAAGUCGCCCAAGUUCGCGCUCCAGAUUGACGGCACUGUUCCUACUGUCCUUCUGGAUCAGGUCGAUGGUGCAACGAUCUACUUGGGCCAGGCUAGCCUUGCUACUGAGGUCUUUACUAGCAAGUGCAGUGCUGUCAACAUCAUGCUUCCGCCUAAGGAGGGCACUGAUGACGAUACCAAGGAGUGUCCUCUGCCUGAGCAGCUCAAGAGCUACAUCAAGGACGGUGUUUUGGUGAGUGAGAUCGUUGAACACGCUGGUUAA
Molecule: messenger RNA, 1545 nt
Organism: Penicillium chermesinum
Lineage: Eukaryota; Fungi; Ascomycota; Eurotiomycetes; Eurotiales; Aspergillaceae
Gene: capA
Product: adenylate cyclase-binding protein
Exons: 5
Coding region: 1-1545 (514 amino acids)
Biological process (GO): regulation of adenylate cyclase activity; cytoskeleton organization
Cellular component (GO): cytoplasm
Molecular function (GO): adenylate cyclase binding; actin binding
Source: RefSeq, a predicted model, not a curated record